Molecule: messenger RNA, 2164 nt
Organism: Cloeon dipterum
Lineage: Eukaryota; Metazoa; Arthropoda; Insecta; Ephemeroptera; Baetidae
Product: TBC1 domain family member 5-like
Exons: 14
Coding region: 167-2083 (638 amino acids)
Biological process (GO): regulation of transcription by RNA polymerase II; activation of GTPase activity
Cellular component (GO): nucleus
Molecular function (GO): protein binding; GTPase activator activity
Source: RefSeq, a predicted model, not a curated record
UCAAUAUUAUGGUCACGUGACGAAAACCACACGUGAUCUGCUGUGUUUUCUUUUUGCUGUCUGUCUCGUCAACUCCUGUUUAUUUGCUAUAAUUGCGCAAAUUUGCUACUCUUUGAUACCCGGCAAGAUUGAAUUGAUUUGCCCUGCAUAGAAGUUGUGUCAUCCAAUGGAAUCAGUGAUAGCUGAAGAACACUUGGCUAAUGAAAUAGAAAGGAACGAGGAUGUAAACGUGACAAGUGGAGAAGAUGCUUUAGAUGAAAUUCACAGAGCCAGCAACAAUCCUAUUUCUGUGAAUGCAGCAGUAGUCGAAAAAUAUGAAAGAGAAUGGAGAAAUCUGCGCCGCGAUUCUUGCGAAGACGACCUGGGAGAGUUACGCCGGAGGGCCGUGCUCGGAAACUUGAGGGCGUCACGAUUCCGCAGCGUCAGCUGGAGGCUGAUGCUGCGUCUGCUGCCUCCGUGUCCAGAUGCGUGGGCCUCGGUGCUGGAGGCGCAGAGGGAGCACUAUGCGCGCCUCUCCGCUAUCCAUCAUGUCACACCGAAAAACCCACUCACUGGCGAAGACAAUCCUCUCAGCCAAGACGACAGCAGCACUUGGCACAAAUUCUUCUGCAACAAAGAGUUGCAGGCUGUGAUACGUCAGGACGUGGUCCGUACAUUCCCAGGAAUCGAUUUCUUCAGGGAGCAGUCGAUUCAGGACAAGAUGGUCUCCAUUCUCUUUUGCUACGCCAGAACCAAUCCUGACAUGUGUUACAGACAGGGUAUGCAUGAAAUCUUGGCUCCUCUGUUGUUCGUUCUGCAUUCCGACCACCAAGCCUUGAUGCAUGCCAGGGAGCACGCACCUGUCUCAAGUGAGAUCAUACAAGUUUUAGACCCCCAGAACCUCGAGGCAGAUGCAUACACGCUUUUCUGCCGAAUUAUGAGCGCAAUUGAGUCAAGCUACAGAAUCAGCAACGUCGCUCCAACAAGUACUGGACAUUUUCCCUAUGAAACUUGCAAGGAGGUGUUAGCAAAGAAGUCAGAAGACAAGCAAGAUAAUGAGUUGCUUGCGCAGUUAAAUCACAUCAACGACAAUCUGUUGGUGCCCAAUGAUCGAGAACUAGCUAACCACUUGAAGAAACUGGAUAUUCCUUUGACCUUAUUUGGCAUUCGUUGGUUGCGUCUGCUCUUUGGCCGUGAAUUUCCCCUCCAAGAUUUGCUUGUCCUGUGGGAUGCAAUUUUCGCAGAAUUUAAUGGCAGAAAAUUUAUGCUGGUAGAUUUCAUCGUGGUAGCAAUGCUGCUUGCUAUCAAAAAUAGAUUGAUAAAUGGUGACAACACAACUUGCCUUACACUUCUCAUGCGAUACCCAGGGGCUGUUGACAUUUCAAGCAUCAUUGACCAUUCCUUGUACCUCAUGGAACCAGACAAAUAUUGUCUCCCAGCCAGCACUGCUUUCCAAAACUUGCCUGUGAUAACAAUUGGAGGUCAGACUAAUUUGAACCGAGGACCACUGAAAUUAAAACAAACCAACUCCCUAAAGGAGCCGAUGAGUGAGCAACAAUCAAUCCAGGACAAAAAGAACAAAGUUUCUAAGAAGAGUAAUCCACUCUCUAAAAGGAUCGGCAAAAUAUCUUCGAGUCGGUGGGGCAAGCAAGCAGUUGCCCAGGAUGCAAAUACUGACAAUUCUAUAGUGGAGGGCUUUCCACCUGACGAUCCAUUAUUGGUCAUGACAGAGUUGAGUAGAGCUGUCCAGCUAAUAAAAGAUAGUCAUGCCCAACUAAGUCACCACUUAGCCAUCCUUGAAUCUAUUAACAUUGGUGCUGAGGAUCAUGUCAAAAUAUCUCUCGAAGGAGUGAAAGGAGUAUCAGACAAUUUACAAAAUUAUCACUGCCUAGUUUUGGAUGUUGAACCAGCAACGGAAGCAGGUGAAGUCAAACCAUUUAUUCAACCCGUCCAGUCAAGCAAGCAAAAAUCAAAAACUGUGCCGCCUUCUGCUUCUAUUGACUCACCAGUUAAUUUGAAGGUAUUCUCUUUAUCUGAAGGAGAUGGCAACGAUGUGGAGGGAGCACCUCAGGAAGAUCCAUUCAAUGUUGAUAUCAGAAGAUGAUUUUGUGUAUUAAUUUUUGUAUUAUUUUUCGUCGACUUUUGACAGUAAAUCUACUUUAGUUUUGGGGGAAUCUCAGAAAAA